UCUCUACUAAACAAUAAUGGCGUCGUUCGGGGACGGUACAGGUACCUUCAAGUCUGUUGCUUCUGAGGACCCGGGGGAGAGAAAAACAGCGGGGGUGUCUUUUGGUUUUACUAAAACAGUUAGCAAAUUUAAGCCGGGGACAGUCGACGCUUCGACCAAGAAAGAUGACAAGGAUUACCUGACUGGGGUUGAUAGAAAUGAAUUACAAAGUACAAAACCAUGUGAGAAGCCCAAGGAGCUCAUCAUCCCUCUGAUCCAGAAGAACCGCUGGCACAGACCGGACCGAGUGGCCCAGACCGACGGAAAUGGAGCCAAACCCCAGGAAACAGCCAAUGACAGCGACUCGGUGGAGUCUCAGGCUGUCAAAGAGCUCAUUGAAGAUUCACGGAGGCAGCUUGAGCAGUGGCAGAAUGGCCCUCCGUCAGAGAGCAACCUCAACCUGUCCAUCCCGCUGUUGAUGCAAAACAAAGUGCCAGAUGGCUUUGAAGAUGGAGACCAAGUAAAGGUGGACCUGCGGCCAGAUUCUUCGACAGACGCAGAUUAUGAGAGUGUUCCUGUUGAAGCUUAUGGCCUUGCUAUGCUUAAAGGGAUGGGCUGGAAUAAAGAGGAAGGCAUUGGACGCACCUUUAAACAAAACGUGAAGCCUAUUGAGCACCAGCUCCGCCCUAAAGGUUUGGGUCUCGGAGCAGAUCGUUCUGCAAUCAAGGACCUGGAUCCCAAAAAACAACAACGUCCCCCGAAACCGGGUGAAGAGCGAGAGAAGGAGGAGGAGCUGGUGAUGGGUCCUGGGGGUUUUGUCCUGGUGCAAUCAGGUGCACACAAAGAUCUGUAUGGCAAGAUAGAAGGUGUUGACCCAGACAAUGCUCGAGCUGUGGUGAAGUUGGCCAUCGGGGGGAAAACUGUGACAAUCAGCCAGUACGCCGUUAAAGUGGUCGGGCGCAAGGAAUACGACAAAUACGGCAAAGACCUCAGUCGCCUCAGUAGAGCCCACAAAGAGAAGGAGAAGGAGAAAGAGCGAGAGAAGGAGCGACUGAGACAAGAGGAGAAGGAGAAGAGUAGCGAUGGGGUGAAACACAAGUCUUCAGAAAAACAUGGAGGAAAGGAUGAGAGGAAGAGGAAACACAGAGAAUCAAGUCAAGACAGAGAUAAGCCUCCAGUGAAAGAAACACGGCGACCUCCAGCUCCCCCGUCCUGGCUCCAGAGAGACCUGAAAGUUCGCUUCAUAGACAAAGCUUUCAAAGGGGGGAGAUAUUACAAUUCAAAGAUGCGAGUGGAGGAUGUCCUGACACCAUCCACCUGUGUGUGUCGAACUGAAGAGGGAAGACUGUUAGACGAUGUGAAGCAGAACAUGCUGGAAACCAUUGUCCCAAAAAGUGAAAAUGACUAUGUAAUGGUUGUAGUGGGUGAGCAAAAGGGACAGGUCGGUCGUAUUCUUCAGCGCGACAAGAACAAGUGCAGAGCGAUGGUCCAGCUCGACAGAUACGAGGAGAAAGUGUUCACACUGGACUACGAUUCCAUUUGUCAUUAUGUCGGAGCAACAGACCACUGAUCUCUGUUGUAAUAUAUUCUGUCAUGUUUCAUCCCAUCUCAUUAUGUUGUUUUUGUAAUACUAUAAAAUAAUGUAUUUUAAAGCAUUGCGUUUUUGUAAUAAAAUAUUGUCAAGA
Mugil cephalus (flathead mullet) is the source of this 1664-nucleotide messenger RNA. RefSeq names its product G patch domain and KOW motifs (gene gpkow). Gene Ontology annotation, biological process: translation; mRNA splicing, via spliceosome. The transcript is spliced from 11 exons. Gene Ontology annotation, cellular component: ribosome; spliceosomal complex. NCBI's taxonomy places the organism in Eukaryota, Metazoa, Chordata, Actinopteri, Mugiliformes, Mugilidae. Gene Ontology annotation, molecular function: structural constituent of ribosome; nucleic acid binding. The record is from RefSeq and is a predicted model, not a curated record. The coding region runs from base 17 to 1549 and encodes 510 amino acids.